AACGUAACACGUGUGCGGCGGCGAAAACGGUAAACGGCAGAAAAGUAGCAGCACUUUUUGCAGCUGCUGUCGGUGUGUGUGUGUACGGUGUGUUCCUGUUCCGUUGUAAAGCAGCAGCAGCGCUCGCUCGUCUAGCAGCAGCCCCCCAGAAGCCCGGACCAGCCAGAGCAUUAAACAACCCAACAAAUGCAAAUUGGUUUCAAUUCUUCUUGUGCGUGACACGUUCUUUUUUUUAAAUCAUCAAUUAAAAGCACAACACACAACAUUCAAGGCGACAAAUCAGUCGGCAAAUAUUCUAGACAUUUUGAUUUAGGCAAACCCUUAAGCUAGAGAAACUCACACCCACAACACACAAAAAUAAAAAGUAUUGUUUUGUAAACGUUGUUGCAAGUUUUCAAAUUAUAAAAAAAGAGAGAGAAAAUGCCGUCGGACGCUAAGAAACGUGAUGCGCAACGCAAGAAGGAUGCACGCAACAAGAAGAUCCAACAGAUCCCAUCCACGAAGAAGACAAAUGGCACCACCAACGGUGUGGAGCGCGAACUGACCGAGGAGGAGAAACUGUGCGCCAAACUGGAGGAGGAGGCACGGAUCAGUGCCGAGGCACGCUCCUGCACCGGCUCCUUGGCUGUGCAUCCCCGAUCGCGUGAUGUUAAGAUUGCCAACUUCUCAAUUACCUUCUUUGGCUCCGAGCUGCUGCAGGACACAAUGCUCGAGCUGAAUUGCGGACGACGUUACGGUCUGAUCGGUCUCAAUGGCUGUGGCAAAUCAUCGUUGCUGGCGGUGCUCGGUGGCCGUGAGGUGCCAAUACCGCCGCACAUUGAUAUAUUCCAUUUGACACGCGAGAUACCGGCCAGCUCAAAGAGUGCCCUCCAAUGCGUCAUGGAGGUGGACGAGGAGCGCAUUAAGCUCGAGAAACUCGCCGAGGAGCUGGCCAUGAGCGAUGAGGAUGAUGCACAGGAGCAGCUCAUCGACAUCUAUGAGCGUCUCGAUGACAUGUCUGCCGAUCAGGCCGAAGCCAAGGCGGCGCGUAUUCUCCACGGUCUGGGCUUUGACAAGGCCAUGCAACAGAAGCAGGCCAAGGACUUUUCCGGUGGUUGGCGCAUGAGAAUCGCGCUGGCUCGCGCUUUGUUUGUCAAGCCGCAUCUGCUGCUGCUGGAUGAGCCCACAAAUCAUUUGGAUCUGGAUGCGUGUGUGUGGCUCGAGGAGGAACUGAAGACGUAUAAACGCAUCUUGGUGCUCAUCUCGCAUUCACAGGAUUUCCUCAACGGUGUCUGCACGAACAUCGUUCAUUUGACCAGCAAACGCUUGAAAUACUACACUGGCAACUAUGAGGCAUUUGUCCGCACACGCAUGGAACUGCUCGAGAAUCAGAUGAAACAGUACAACUGGGAACAGGAUCAAAUAGCGCACAUGAAGAACUAUAUUGCACGGUUCGGUCACGGCUCCGCCAAGCUGGCGCGUCAAGCGCAGUCCAAGGAGAAGACACUCGCCAAAAUGGUGGCCCAGGGACUCACCGAGAAGGUCACCGACGACAAGGUGCUCAACUUUUACUUCCCGUCGUGCGGCAAAGUGCCGCCACCUGUGAUCAUGGUGCAGAAUGUGAACUUCCGCUACAACGACGAGACGCCCUGGAUCUACAAGAAUCUGGAAUUUGGUAUCGAUCUGGACACACGUCUCGCUCUGGUGGGUCCCAAUGGUGCGGGCAAAUCGACGCUGCUGAAACUGCUUUAUGGCGAUCUUGUGCCCACCUCUGGCAUGAUCCGCAAGAACUCGCAUCUGCGCAUCGCCCGCUACCAUCAGCAUCUGCACGAACUGCUCGAUCUGGACGCCAGUCCGCUCGAGUAUAUGAUGCGCGCUUUUCCCGAUGUCAAGGAGAAGGAGGAGAUGCGUAAGAUCAUUGGACGAUAUGGUUUGACGGGACGUCAACAGGUUUGCCCCAUUCGCCAGCUGUCGGACGGUCAGCGUUGUCGCGUUGUCUUUGCCUGGCUGGCAUGGCAGGUGCCGCAUCUGCUGCUGCUUGAUGAACCUACCAAUCAUUUGGAUAUGGAGACCAUCGAUGCUUUGGCCGAUGCCAUCAAUGAUUUUGAUGGUGGCAUGGUGCUAGUUAGUCACGAUUUCCGUCUCAUUAAUCAGGUGGCCGAGGAGAUUUGGGUGUGCGAGAAGGAGACGGUGACCAAGUGGAAGGGCGGUAUUCUCGACUAUAAGGAUCAUUUGAAGAACAAGAUCACCUCCGAAAACGAGAAGAAGGCCAAGGCGGCGAAAUAAAUUGAUAUUCACAAACACAACAACACUGCACAACACAUCCAUCCACACACAUCCACAUAAAAUACAGUGAAACAAAACAAACAGACAGACAGACACUUCACAACCUCUCUAUCUCUUUCCAAAACGUUUGCCCAACCCUGCCGCUUGCGGAGCCCUGCGAAUUGUGUAUGUUAUAUGCGCAAUUAGUUUUCUGUUUGCACUCACAGACACUCACACAUACACACACACACGUACAUGCAACAACUACAAAUUUCUAGGUGAAUUUUUUUGAUUUUCAGUGUCGAUUUAAAUUGAAUAAAAUGUGAAAAGAAAAAACCCAAAUUACAACAUUCAAACUACAA
Drosophila albomicans is the source of this 2606-nucleotide messenger RNA. RefSeq names its product ATP-binding cassette sub-family F member 2. Gene Ontology annotation, molecular function: ATP binding; ATP hydrolysis activity. The transcript is spliced from 5 exons. Lineage: Eukaryota; Metazoa; Arthropoda; Insecta; Diptera; Drosophilidae. The record is from RefSeq and is a predicted model, not a curated record. The coding region runs from base 421 to 2265 and encodes 614 amino acids.